GGAAACCUUCAUUCUGUAGGUAGCAUCCUCUGUGAAGAGGUGGUGUCCGGAAGUGUUGAGAAGAAAGUACCAGCUUGCUGUCCUAUAACAUCAGAAUGAUCUCAUAGAUUUGAUACUUUAUCAGCUGCAAAAAAUUAGAAGAAAUGCAGGCGAGACUUAGGAGCAAACAAGCAAUCCCGAAUCACCUGCAGCAUCAAGAUCAGCUAACCCUGCGCCCUCUGCCUCUCUCCAUCACAACAACAACAACGUUUGCAUCAUGGCGGACCAGACCGCCCGCCAGCUUCAAUAUGAAUACAAAGCGAACUCCAACCUUGUGCUUCAAGCUGAUGUUCGGCUCAUUGAGCGGCGCAGCAAAGAUGAAGCAACAGGCGAGGUCAUGUCCCUCUCUGGCAAGCUGGAGGGGACCCGCAUGGGUGACCGCUACCAGCGCACCAAGCCACAGCAGCCCAAGGAGGAGCAGCGGCGCUCCAAGAAACAGAAGCGUGAGGAUGCACCCACUAUUGCCGUCAAGAACAUGAGCAUUCUGGAGUUGGACGACAUGGCCGACAUCUUCUACCGUCCCAAAAGCACAGAAACCAAGCAGACGUACGAGGUGAUCCUGUCCUUCAUCCAGGAGGCACUGGGGGACCAGCCACGCGACGUGAUGUGUGGUGCUGCUGACGAGGUUCUGGCAGUGCUCAAGAAUGACAAAUUGAAGGACCGGGAGCGUAAGAGAGAAACUGAGGAGCUCCUUGGCAGCCUGGCAGAAGAGAGGUUUGCUGUGCUUGUCAACCUUGGCAAGAAGAUAACAGACUUCGGCCACGACACCAAGACAGUUGCCAGUGAGGCAGUGCUGGAUGAGACCCAUGGUGUCAAUGUCCAGUUUGAGGACUCAGAGGAGGAGGAGGAGGAAGAUGUGGCUGGGGAGGUGGGUGAAGAAGAAGAGGAGGAGGGUGAGAAUGAAGAUGGAGUGACAGGAUCUCAUGCCAUUCAUGCUGAGAACCUGGCUGGCCGGGAGCAGGGCGGGUCCAAGAAGGAGCGCACGCUGUCACCCCACGACAUUGGGGCGCACUGGCUGCAGCGAGAGCUGAACCGCUUCUAUAAUGAUCCCAUCCAGGCACAGACCAAGGCCAGUGAUGUCCUGGAGAUCCUCAAGUCAGCCAAGGAUGAUCGUGAGUGUGAGAACAAGCUUGUCCUCAACCUGGGAUAUGACAAGUUUGAGUUCAUCAAGGUGCUCAACAGGAACCGCCAGAUGGUCCUGUACUGCACACUGCUCGCCUCAGCCCAGUCUGAGGGGGAGAAGGAGGAUGUGCGGCGCAUCAUGUUGGCCGAGCCAAACCUCAAGCGCAUUUUGGCUCUCCUGGAGAAUGAAGAGGAGGCCAUGGAUGUAUCCAAGGAUGGAGAGGACAUAGGAGGCUCCAGGCCCCGCAGAGUCAACACAGAGGCCAUGGAGACAGAUGACAAGACAGGUCAGGUUCCAGGCCACAGGGAGUUCAUUGAUCUGGAGAGCCUUGUGUUUGCUACCGGCUCCCACUACAACUCCAACAAAAAGUGCCACUUGCCUGAGGGCUCCACCCGACAGAUGAAGAAGGGCUAUGAUGAGAUACACGUUCCAGCUCUCAAGCCUAAGCCCUUUGCUCCUGAUGAGACAUUGGUGCCCAUUGCUAACCUGCCUGCCUAUGCCCAGCCAGCCUUUGAUGGCUUCAAAAACCUGAACCGCAUCCAGAGCAAGUUGAACCGAGCAGCCAUGGAGAGUGACGAGAACCUGCUGUUGUGUGCCCCAACAGGCGCUGGUAAAACUAACGUGGCUCUUCUCACCAUCUUGCGGGAGGUGGGCAAGAACACCAACGCCGAUGGCACCAUCAAUUCAGAUGCCUUCAAGAUAAUCUAUGUGGCCCCCAUGCGCUCCCUCGUAACAGAGAUGACCCAGAACUUCUCCAAAAGGCUGGAGCCAUAUGGUCUCAAGGUUGGGGAGCUGACAGGAGACCACCAGCUCACUCGGGAACAGAUCAUGGAGACACAGAUCAUCGUGUGCACCCCAGAGAAGUGGGACGUCAUCACACGUCGUGGGGGAGAGCGUGCCUACACUCAGCUGGUGCGGCUCAUCAUUUUUGACGAAAUUCACCUCCUCCACGACGAGCGUGGCCCUGUUCUUGAGGCUCUGGUUGCCCGAACAUUGCGCAACGCAGAAACCACCGGGGAUGCCGUCAGACUGGUGGGACUGUCUGCCACACUGCCCAACUAUGAAGACGUUGCUGCCUUCCUGAGGGUCAACCUGAAGACUGGCCUCUACUUCUUUGACAACAGUUUCCGGCCAGUUCCGCUCUCCCAGCAGUACAUUGGCAUCACGGAGAAGAAAGCCAUCAAGCGGUACCAGGUGAUGAACGAUAUCCUGUAUGAGAAAGUGAUGGAGCAUGCUGGCAAGAACCAGAUCCUGAUCUUUGUGCACUCCAGGAAGGAGACAGCCAAGACAGCGAAGGCCAUCCUUGACAUGUGCCUGGAGAAAGACACACUUGGAAACUUCCUGCGUGAGGGCUCAGCCUCAACAGAGGUGCUGAGGACUGAGGCAGAGCAAGUGAAGAACAAUGACCUCAAGGGACUCCUGCCUUAUGGGUUUGCCAUCCAUCACGCCGGCAUGAACCGUGUGGACCGUAACCUGGUGGAGGAUCUGUUUGCCGACAGACACAUCCAGGUGCUGGUGUCCACAGCCACCCUGGCCUGGGGUGUCAACCUGCCAGCCCACACCGUCAUCAUCAAGGGCACGCAGGUGUAUGAUGCCAGCAAGGGCCGCUGGGUGGAGCUGGGUGCCCUGGACAUCCUGCAGAUGCUUGGUCGAGCCGGUCGUCCACAGUAUGAUACCAAGGGCGAGGGCAUCCUGAUCACCAACCACUCUGAGCUGCAGUACUACCUCUCCCUCAUGAACCAACAGCUGCCCAUUGAAUCUCAGCUGCUGUCCCGGCUGCCCGAUUUGCUCAAUGCCGAGAUAGUGCUGGGGACAGUGCAGAGCGUACGGGAGGCAGUGGCCUGGCUGGGCUACACCUACCUCUAUGUGCGCAUGCUGAGGAGUGGCACGCAGUAUGGAGUGCAGACUGAAGGCUCUGAUAAGUACAUGCAGCAACACAGGGCCAACCUGGUGCACUCUGCUGCCCUCAAGCUGGAGAAGAGUAAUCUUAUUAAGUAUGACAAGAAGUCAGGCCACUUCCAGGUGACUGAGCUUGGUCGUAUUGCCAGCUACUUCUACAUAACCUGUGAGACCAUGAGUGUCUACAACCAGCAGCUGAAGCCCACCUUGAGUGAAAUUGAGUUGUUCCGUGUGUUCUCCCAGAGCUCAGAGUUCAAGAACAUCAUGGUGCGAGAGGAGGAGAAGCUGGAGCUGAAGAAAUUGAUGGAGCGUGUCCCCAUCCCCAUCAAGGAGAGUGUAGAGGAGCCAAGUGCCAAGGUCAACAUCCUCCUCCAAGCUUACAUCUCUCAGCUCAAGCUGGACGGCUUUGCCCUCAUGUCUGACAUGGUGUAUGUCACCCAGAGUGCUGGCCGGCUCAUGAGGGCCAUGUUUGAGAUCGUGCUGCACAGGGGCUGGGCACAGCUGGCUGACAAGACCCUCAACUUGUGCAAAAUGGUGGACAAGCGCAUGUGGCAGUCCAUGUCUCCCCUGCGGCAGUUCAGGAAGAUCCCAGAGGAGGCCAUCAGGAAGCUGGAGAAGAAGAGUGUGCCGUGGGAGCGACUCUACGACCUGGGCCCCAACGAGAUCGGUGAGCUGAUCCGCAUGCCCAAGGGUGGCAAGAUGAUCCAUAAGUACAUCCACCAGCUGCCCAAGCUGGAUCUGGAGACCCACAUCCAGCCCAUCACCAGACAGAUGCUUAAGGUGGAGCUCACCAUCACACCAGACUUCAAGUGGGACGAGAAGGUCCACGGCCGCUCCGAGGCUUUCUGGGUGAUGGUGGAAGACGUGGAUGCUGAGAACAUCCUCCACCAUGAGUACUUCCUCCUCAAGCAGAAAUUUGCAGAAGACGAGCAUGUCAUAAAGUUCUUUGUGCCGGUGUUUGAGCCACUACACCCCCACUACUUCAUCCGCAUCACCUCAGACAAGUGGCUCUCCGCAGAGACUCAGUUGCCUGUGUCCUUCCGCCACCUCAUCCUGCCAGAAAAGUACCCUCCCCCUACAGAACUCCUGGAUCUGCAGCCACUGCCCAUCACUGCUUUGCGAAACCCCCAGUAUGAGGCCCUUUAUCGCUCCCUCAACAAGCAGCAGCAGUUCAACCCCAUCCAGACACAGGUAUUCAAUGCCACCUACAACUCCGAUGACAGCGUGUUCGUGGCGGCUCCAACAGGCUCUGGCAAGACCCUGUGUGCCGAGUUUGCCAUCCUUCGCACAUUCAGUCAAGACGAGAAUGCACGUUGUGUGUACGUGGCCUCCAAGGAUGAGAUUGUGGAGAGCAUGUACGAGCACUGGCAGGAGAGGUUCAGCAACCUGGAUAAGCGUGUGGUGCUGCUGACAGGCGAGACUGGUGCUGACCUCAAGCUGCUGAACAAAGCAAACAUUGUGGUGAGCACAGCUGAGAAGUGGGAUGUGCUGUCACGUCGCUGGAAGCAGAGGAAGAACGUGCAGAACAUCAGCCUGUUCAUUGUAGACGAGCUGCAGCUGAUGGGUGGCUCUGACGGGCCAACACUGGAGGUGGUCUGCUCCCGCAUCCGCUACAUUGCUUCCAAAAUCAGCCGUCACAUUCGUAUUGUGGCCCUCAGCUCUUCCCUGGCCAAUGCACGUGAUGUGGCCCAGUGGCUUGGCUGCUCAUCCAACUACACCUUCAACUUCCACCCCAAUGUGCGACCACUGCCCCUUGAGCUCCACAUCCAAGGGUUCAACAAUCCCCACAAUGCCUCCCGGCUAUAUGCCAUGGCCAAACCAGCCUACCUGGCCAUCCUCAGGCAUAGCCCCCACAAGCCUGCCAUGGUGUUUGUCCCAUCACGCAAGCAGAGUAUGAUAACGGCCAGUGACUUACUCACCUUCGCUGCAGCAGACAAGGAGCCCCAGCGCUUCCUCCUGGUGGGACAAGAGGAGAUGGCCGAGUUCCUUCCACAGAUUGGAGAUGAGAUGUUGAGGGAGCUGGUGGGCCAGGGCGUUGGGUACCUACACGAGGGGCUGACAGCUCGGGACCGGCGGCUGGUGGAGCGGCUGUUUGAGGCUGAGGCCAUCCAGGUGGUGGUGGUGAGCCGAGCGCUGUGCUGGGGCAUUACAGCUCCAGCACACCUGGUGGUCAUCACAGACACUCAGAGUUACAAUGGCCGGCUGCACACCUACGAGGACUACCCCAUCACUGACACCCUGCAGAUGGUGGGCCGAGCCAACCGUCCCACAGAGGAUGAUGAGGCCAAGUGUGUCCUGAUGUGCCACUCCUCCAAGAAGGACUACUUCAAGAAGUUUCUGUAUGAGCCGCUGCCCAUUGAGAGCCACCUUGACCAUGCCCUCCACGACCACUUCAACGCCGAGAUUGUCACCCGGACCAUCGAGAACAAGCAGGAGGCCGUGGACUACAUCACCUGGACUUUCCUGUACCGCCGCAUGACCCAGAACCCCAACUACUAUGGCCUGCAGGGCGUGUCCCAUCGCCACCUUUCUGACCACCUGUCUGACUUGGUGGAGAGUACGCUCCAUGAUCUAGAGGAGUCCCGCUGCAUCACCAUCGAGGACGACAUGGACACGGCACCGCUCAACCUGGGCAUCAUUGCGUCCUACUACUACAUCAACUACACCACCAUCGAAUUGUUCAACAAGUCCCUCAACAGCAAGACCAAGAUCCGCGGUCUCCUUGAGAUCAUCUCCAGUGCAGCAGAGUAUGAGAGUGUUCCCAUCCGCCACGGUGAGGAGGAUGCUCUGCGCCGCCUUGCCCAGAAGGUCCCCAACAAGCCUGAAGGAAAGGUGUCUGAUCCCCACACCAAGACUAACCUCCUCCUGCAGGCACAUCUCUCUCGCCUCACUCUCAGUGCCGAACUGCAGCAGGACACUGAGCUGGUCCUUGGCCGUGCCCUGAGGCUCAUCCAGGCCUGUGUGGAUGUGCUGUCGUCCAAUGGCUGGCUGGCUCCUGCCCUCUCUGCCAUGACCCUCGCCCAGAUGGUGACACAGGCCAUGUGGUCCAAGGACUCCUACCUCAAGCAGCUACCACACUUUUCAGCCGAAAUCAUUGAGCGCUGCGAGGCAAAGGAGGUCACUUCCGUGUUUGACAUCCUGGAGCUUGAGGAUGAUGACCGAAACCGCCUCCUGCAACUCUCCGAUGCCCAGAUGACCGAUGUGGCGCGCUUCUGUAAUCGCUACCCAAGCAUCAACUUGGACUAUGAAGUGAUGGAGUCCGACCAGAUCACCAGCGGGUCAAUGGUGAAUGUGGAGGUGGUGCUGGAGCGUGAGGAUGAGCCAGGGCCUGUCAUCGCCCCGCUGUUCCCACACAAGCGAGAAGAGGGCUGGUGGGUGAUCAUUGGAGACCCAAAGCCUAACUCCCUCAUCUCCAUCAAGCGUCUCACCCUCCAGCAGAAGGCGAAGGUGAAGCUGGACUUUGUGGCACCCAGUGAGGGAAGCUACGAGUACCGCCUCUACUUCAUGAGCGACGCAUACAUGGGUUGUGACCAGGAGUACAAGGUGCCUCUGAGGGUCAGGGAAGCAGAGUCAGAGUCUGAAUCAGAUAGUGACUAAGACUCAGAGAAGUUACUUCCAGCACAACAAACCACUUCAUUCUUUCUCCAUUGUGUCAGAAUGUGGAGGCUUGGAGUUUUGCUGGUGGCUAUAAGUGGCUCCCUCUAACUUUAGGACUCUUCACUCUCAGUGGCAUAGGAUGGGCUGUCCAGUUUUAUGGAUACUUUAUGUUAAGUAAGUGACUGAUGUGUAUCAGCAUUUACUUGAUGUGUGUUUUGUGAUCAUGUAGUGGAGAGCCAGUGAUUUUCCAUGGAAUUGUUAAUGAACAUUUUCCAGGUGCACCAAGGUAUUCCUGCAGUAGUAAUGUGGUAGUCAUGCAGAUGUCCAUAUGUGUGCCAAGUCAUCUGUAGCUCUUUUGCAGUCUUGUAAAUUAUGUUAUUCCUUUUAUGGUGGUUAUGUGUAUUACUGUAUAUUGUACAGUAUACAGCCACAUGCAGUUGAUGUAGGGUUCAAACCUAAAUCAUGACUGUGACAGUACACAAAUAAAUCAUGAAUGUAUAUACAUUUUAUACAUUCAUUUACUGAAAAAUAUGAGAUAUAAAUAGUUUUUUUUUCUUUUUUUUUUUUCUGGAAUCUAUAUAAUGAAUACAGGAAUACCUUGAGGAACAACUUGAGAUUGUUUUGUCAGAUAUGAAACCUUUAAAUGUGAUGUCAAUUAUAGCAACAAUAUUUUUGCAAGUAGUUUACACUCACACCAGGAGACAGUUACCCACAGAAAGGUUUGGGCACUGAUACACUGAUAUAGCCAGGAACACAGAAUCCUUGGAUAUAGCAUAGGUAACAUUAGAAAGAAGAGUAUUUUAGACUGAAAACUAAGUGUUGGUUAGUCUUCUGUAUUGGAGGGAAAGGUCCAUUUUGUGAACUUGAAAAUUACCCUGUUGACUGCUAAUAUCACUCUUUAUUUUGAAUAAAUCUAGAAGACUUAAGUGAACAAAAAAUAUAUAUAAUUGCAGGUUGUAGGAAGAUUCAACUACACAGUUACCCAUAUUAUCAUCAUUGACAUCUCUAAAUUGUAUUCUUGCACAAGAGCAUUUUGUAUAACUUGAGUACCUGAUAUCAGUCAAAAAGGAAGUAAAGUGGUGCCUGGGAGACAUUUGUUAAUCUAAGUACGUACCAGAAAUAUGUGGUUAUUUCUGAAGUCACCUGAAGCAUCUGGCAUUAAAACCCUUUCACUGCCACUUGUCGCAUCAUUCUGUAAUCAAUAACCACUCCGAGACAUAUUUUCUUGUUCUGCCAUUUCUAAACAUUGUACUAGCCAGAAAUUGCAAAAACCUGUUCUUUUUAUCCGUUUUGUUGUAGAUGCUUGUAAAGACUCCAUAGAUUGCCUUUUGUGCUGUGAAUUGUUGCAUACUGCAGUGAGAGGGUUAAGUGAGGCAUGUUACAGAUAGUGAAUCAACAUUCCCAGAUGCACUCUGACCCACCUUGCUGUUCGAGAUCUUUUACAAGGGAAUAUGAUUUUGUACAGUUUUAGUGCCCCUCUUUUUUUUUUUUUUUUUUUUUUUUUUUAUGUAUUUUUUUUUCUUUUUUCAGAGAUUAAAACUAGAAAGAAA
Molecule: messenger RNA, 8208 nt
Organism: Scylla paramamosain (green mud crab)
Lineage: Eukaryota; Metazoa; Arthropoda; Malacostraca; Decapoda; Portunidae
Gene: l(3)72Ab
Product: U5 small nuclear ribonucleoprotein 200 kDa helicase-like
Exons: 3
Coding region: 257-6658 (2133 amino acids)
Molecular function (GO): ATP hydrolysis activity; ATP binding; nucleic acid binding
Source: RefSeq, a predicted model, not a curated record